Messenger RNA from Fusarium oxysporum Fo47, 1349 nucleotides. RefSeq lists its product as uncharacterized. The coding region runs from base 1 to 1332 and encodes 443 amino acids. The record is from RefSeq and is a predicted model, not a curated record. The transcript is spliced from 4 exons. NCBI's taxonomy places the organism in Eukaryota, Fungi, Ascomycota, Sordariomycetes, Hypocreales, Nectriaceae.
AUGUCCUGGACUCAAAGAGCUAAUCCUUAUGAUGCCUUUGCUCAAGAGGCGACUCAAACGCCGCUCGCAGUUGCUUUCCCGCAAUGGAUGCUGAACAUCUGGGAAGUAACUCAUGAUCACCCAGAAGGCCGUUGGUACCUGGAGCCUAACGCCCGUUGUCUGCGGCAGAGGGCAAGCUUGAGGAUUGUAUUUGCACCUCUUGAUCUUCCCCGUCGAGAUGCCCUCUCCCAGUUCGUCGAGCUCUUCAACAUCCUCAACAUCCCCAGCGACUUCACCAAAGAACGUCUCCAAUCUGUCAGUCACAGCUUUGGGCGCUCCACCGAUGCUCAUGGCUCCAGCUCGUGGUUUCACUUUCUCUGCAAGAACAUUGACAUCAAGCAAACUCCUGGAAAUGCCCCCGAAAUUGACAACCGUGCUGCUACAAUGGGUUAUCACAUUUCUACCCUUCCGCAGGCGGACUAUAGCUGGCAUCGCGCGGGAUUCUUUUUGAGAGUUGAUAACAACGGAUGUAUCACGCUUGUUUGCUUUGGGGUUAUGCAGAAGGUGAGGGAGAGGAUUAAUGAGUUUGUUGCUGCCAAGGCCUGGCAGCAUGUUGCGACUGAUCCAUAUAUUCUGUUUGAUCUUGUCUUUGAAGCUCUCUACUUCGAGGUUGAUAACACGUUGAUUCUUGAGUAUGCCAACUCUAAGAAUAUCCGCAAGAUGAGCUCCAAGGUCCCAUUCUCUGCCAUGCACAAUUGCGCCAAGCACAUCAUCCACAUUGCAGAGGCAAUUGACUCAUGCAUCAUGCUUGUUGACGCAACUCUUCACAACGUCGGCAAUCACCAACAUCCAGAGCAGCCGACUCUUCGAGAACCAAUCAUCAAACAGUUGCGUGAAACUCUACAGUAUCGGCGCUCGCUGUUUAUGUCAAGCCAACUCCGCCUGAGCAGUCUCCAGAAACGCAUCGACAACGCCAUCACGCUAUCGUUCAACCUCGUCACUCAGCAAGACUCAAUGGUGAUGAUCCAGGACUCCAAUUCCAUGAAGGUAAUCGCAGCUAUCACAAUGAUCUUUUUGCCAACGACUGGCGUUGCUACUGUCGUUGGGUCCCAGCUUUUUACAUCUGAGAUCCUGAAAGAUGGUACAACCUGGGAUGUCAGACUUACGCCAUUGUUCUGGACUAUGUGGUGGAUUUCUAUUCCUCUCACUGUCUUCGUAGUGCUGUUGGCUAUCAUAUGGCACUGGUGGGUUCACACUGAAUCUCCUACAGGAGAAGUUGUGCAGGUGGUUAAGAGGGCGGCGACGUUCAGUUCUUCCGGGACGAGAACACCACCUAAUGGCAAUGCCAAAUGAUGCGAAGUUGCAGCAGG